Messenger RNA from Purpureocillium takamizusanense, 3770 nucleotides. RefSeq lists its product as uncharacterized. The transcript has 3 exons. The record is from RefSeq and is a predicted model, not a curated record. Bases 275 to 3415 code for a protein of 1046 amino acids. Lineage: Eukaryota; Fungi; Ascomycota; Sordariomycetes; Hypocreales; Ophiocordycipitaceae. Gene Ontology annotation, molecular function: protein binding.
CAUCUCCCCGUUCCCACCACUUGCCCGCCCGGCCAGCCCUGCAUCGUCACAACAUACCUACAGAUCCAGACGACGGCAUCUACGCCCCUUGUUCACGACACACGCCUGUCCGGCGAGGACAUCAGAACAACAGUCUGGGCGAAUACGUCGACCCUGGUCGCGCCACCUGAGCGCUGCACGUGUGUACCCGCAAGGCCAGUCAGCUGCGGGAGCACAUUGUCAGCCUCCUUCGAGUACCUCGAGCCGUGGAGCGGUUGUGUCUGACUGGCUUUGCAUGGGCCGCGACCCCAACGAGCAUUCGUCAGCGCAGGUCUGGACUGGCUGCUGCGAUAUCGCGCUUCAGAAGACCAAAUUUUCCAGCGCUGCCCGCGCGACAGUACAGCGGCGCAGCGAGGCCAACAUGGCUAAAAGCGACCACCUGCCGACUGCCAUGGACCCGUUCUCGCCAGUGCAUCAGACCGACGAAGGUUACUCGGAAGAUCCUUUGAAUCCGACAUCCAGUCAAGGGCCCUCGACCGCUAUCUCUGCCCUGAGAUCGCCUGCAGACUUGCCGUCAUGGCUCGCCAACAACGCGUCGGCCCUGCCGACUUCAAUCAAGACCGAAUUGACCAUGGUUCUCCUCGACCAACUACCGACGUCUGCCAUCGCCGAAAUCGUACAGCGCCUCAACCCCCGCCUGUACAUCGACUUCAUCCAAUAUCUGCCGGCCGAGAUAUGCUUGAAAGUGCUGGGAUACCUGGAUCCCGCAUCACUCGUCAGCGUGAUGAAGACGUGUCGUGCGUGGUAUGACCUCUCCCUAGAUCGCAAGCUUUGGGAGACGUUGUAUUACCUCGAGGGCUGGAAAGCAAUCACCUCCGAAAUCGAGGCCUGGGAGGCGCGGGUCAAUGCCAGUUUGAACAGCUCUAUUAGUCACUUGAACCGGCUUCAGGACCAAGGCGGACGCGCUAGCAAGAUCCGCGCUCUCGACGACGAUGAAGACUUGGAGAUGACUGAUAAUGACCGCAUCCUGCCGCCCGUCGGGAAUGAAGUCGCGUUUGACAAUAGUAUCUUCGGGUCACCCCCAAUGUCUUCAUUUCCGUCAAACCGGGCAGCCGCGCUGGCGGAGGAGUCUAGUGAUGCAGGAGGCGGUUCGUCGUCGGCAAAGGGUAAAGGUGUGGACAGGACUUCUGGGUUCGAAGACCAUGUUGUGCGUCCAAAGCGGAAGGAGCCUGGUGGCUCCCCGGAACCAUCAUUACCCCCUCUGGUAUCACUUGACGACCCGGGAUCUCUCGUUCGAUCCAGGUUAUGGGCCUGGGAUCUUUCAAGUACCCGUUACCGAAUGAAUUGGAAGUACCUUUACAACAUGAGACGGCGACUAGAAUCGAAUUGGGAGCUUGGGAAGUACACAACUUUUCAGCUGCCACACCCUAUGCAUCCAGAGGAGGGGCAUCAAGAAUGUGUCUACACACUACAAUUCGAUGCAAACUAUCUCGUCAGUGGUAGUCGGGACCAGACAAUGCGCAUAUGGAACAUGCAUACGCGACGCCUCGUCCGCGAACCUUUGGUUGGACACCGCGGGUCUGUACUUUGCCUGCAGUUCGAUGCCAGCCCCGAGGAGGAUAUCUUGGUCUCUGGGAGCAGCGACUCCAAUGUUUUCAUAUGGAAAUUCUCCACCGGCGAGCUGAUUCAGAAGAUAACCAAGGCACAUCGCGAGUCUGUCCUCAACGUCAGGUUUGACACACGCAUCCUGGUUACCUCUUCCAAGGAUAAGACCAUAAAAAUCUUCAACCGGAAACCCCUAAGAUAUGGAGACCUCGGCUAUGUCAUGCCUGAUGACCCGGUAAUCCCCGUCGCGACGAAUAUCAAACGCUACGGUUUUGAGCCCGACCUUGCGCAAGAACUGCCCGUUAAAGAGCCUUUCACGCUGAUUGGCCGUCUCGAGGGCCAUGGAGCAGCAGUCAACGCCAUCCAGGUCCGCGGGAGGACAAUUGUCUCCGUCUCUGGUGACAGGCACAUCAAGGUUUGGAACUGGCCUGACCAGGUCUGCACCAUGACCAUCCCCGCGCACGACAAAGGAAUCGCGUGCGUUGAGUUUGAUGAACGCAGAAUUGUCAGUGGCAGUAGCGACUAUGAGGUUUGUAUAUUUGAUGCGCCGACGGGGCUGAAAGUGGCUCAGCUCCGUGGACAUGCUCAUCUGGUGCGGACGGUCCAGGCUGGCUUCGGCGACCUGCCGUACAGCAAGGAACAGGACGAGGCGGAGGCUCGGGCUGUUGAUGCUGAGUACUUUAGGGCAGUUGAGGCUGGCGAGGUCAGCCAUGAAAACGACCGCAGGAGCCGGCGCACGAGAAGAGCCAACGCUGGCAGCUCUCGGCCAACGGAGAUCCAAGCCUUUGGUGCCAAGGUGCCACCGGGUGGUGGUGGCGGGAGAAAGUAUGGGCGCAUCGUGUCUGGCUCCUAUGAUCAAAGCAUCAUCAUCUGGAGACGCGACAAAGAAGGAGUUUGGAAACCUGCGCAUCACCUACGCCAGGAAGAGGCCGCCCUCGCGGCCCAGCGGCAUAUGUCGUCGCAGCCCGCGCCAAUGUCCACGCCGGCGCUUGGUCAGACGACCAGCGUCCCCGUCCACGCAGCGACCAUGGCCCGCGGCUCGUCCUCUUCGUCACGCCCAGCCGGAGGACAACCACACAGUCUGGGGUACGGAGCGAGUACUUUGAAAGCAUCCAUCCUUGCGAGGUUUGGCGACGUGCAGAGACAGGUUGGUUUGUGUAUGGGCCUGAUCGACCACGUGGUUCCGUUGGGAGCCGCAGCACUGCAGCAAGCACUUGCAGAAUACCCGGUGAUGUUGGCUUACCACACAUACCUGCAACGUGCCAUCGAGCGCGAGCCGUCACCAUUUGCCAGGGCGCAGCUCAGGCAGGCUGUGACGACAGCGCUGCUCAGCAUACAGAAUGGCCAAUCGGAGAGGCAACGCCGCGGGCCUGAGCCGCCCGCCCAGCAACGUCUCUUUGCCAAUGUUCUUACCGCCGGGCCGUCCAACGACGGAAGCAAUGCCAGCGAGCAACAAGGUGGCAGUGGCCCAAUGCCGGUUCCGCCCCAACCAGGAUACUCUACAUUGGACGGAUGGACGGGCCGAAUUCUUCAACCCCUUGGCCGAGCUCCCGCUGGGCCUCAGCCUGCCGGUGUGUCACACACGGGACAAGCUCUGCCGCCGCCGCCGCCGCCGCCACCGACGGCGCUGGGCGUAGCCAACGCGCAGCCUAUACACCAUCACCCGCAUAUCGCUGCUGCUGAAGUCGCUCCAGCACGCGUGUUCAAAUUGCAAUUCGACGCACGCAAGAUUGUGUGCUGCAGCCAAGCACCGGUCAUCGUGGGUUGGGACUUCUGCAACGGGGAUCCUGCACUGGAAGAAGCAGCGCGAUUCUUCGCGACGGUCGACUAACCAGCGACGCCAUGAUGCCGGGCUUUGGCGCUGGUGGCGACACAUGACUUUACGAAUGCAUUUAUCGUGGACAGUCUAACGAGCAGCUGCAUUCGUAGUGGAGCUUGGGCCGUCAUUACUUUGGAGCGUGAAGUGUUCGAAUGGGGCAAUACUUUAGCCAUAGUGCACUCAGGGAGCCUUGUCUUGCAUGUACACUGUAGUGACGGAUUGUAUUGGCCGCAAUGCAUUCAUCGGCAUAAAGCGACUCCCGUAUACGUUUCAAAAGACAGUAGUAUUCUGCUUUACGUCUUUGGUCCGCCCAAGAUCGAUGGGCGGGGGGCCAUUCUACAGAAACUGGGGACUAAAUGAGUCAGGG